This is a messenger RNA of Puma concolor (puma), 1527 nucleotides long. The record is from RefSeq and is a predicted model, not a curated record. Lineage: Eukaryota; Metazoa; Chordata; Mammalia; Carnivora; Felidae.
AUGCCCCCAGGAUCGGGCGCUAGGGGGACCCUGGCCCUGCGCCGGGAGGCGGCUCCGGGCAGCGCCGCGGGGGACCGGGUGGGGGCCUGCGGCUGGCCGGGGGCGGAGAAGCAGGCUGAGGCGGUCCCCUCCCCUGGCGCGGGCUCAGGAAUCCGCCGAGGGGCGGGCGGAGGCGCCGGGGUGGGCCGCGCCGCCUGUCUGGGCGGGCGGGCUGGGGGCGCUUCCUGGGGCCGCGCCCCCAGGAUGUCCUUAGCCUCCUGCCUCCCCGGCUCUCUACCAAAACUGCUGCUGUUAUUGUUGCUUGAGGCAGCAUCUCCCCGAAUGCCUGGAGGCUAUGAGUGGGAUGACAGCCAGCACUGCCGAGGUGUUAUGCUGACCAUCCCCGAGGCCUGCAGGGAGAUGAAAUGCAUCAGCCACUAUGGGGGGCUACCUGGCACUGCCCGCUCGGCAGCUGUCAUCAAUGACCUUCUUGGAGGACCACCACCACCAGCUGAACAUCCCAACCCCUGCCUGCCAGGCUAUGAACCUGAUGAGGCUAGCCGGGGCUGAGUGGUGUCUCCUGCAGACGUGGACGAGUGUGCCCAGGCCCAGCAUGACUGCCGCCCCAACCAGGAGUGCCAUAACCUACCUGGCUCCUACCAGUGCACACACCUGCCUGGCUCCGAAAUUGGGCCCGAAUGUGUAGAUAUCGAUGAGUGCCGUUACCGCUACUGCCAGCACCGCUGUGUCAACCUGCCCGGCUCCUUUCGCUGCCAGUGCGAGCCGGGAUUCCAGCUGGGGCCCAACAACCGCUCCUGUGUAGAUGUGAACGAAUGCGACAUGGGGGCUCCGUGUGAGCAGCGCUGCUUCAAUUCCUAUGGGACCUUCCUGUGUCGCUGUCACCAGGGCUACGAGCUGCAUCGGGAUGGCUUUUCCUGCAAUGAUAUCGAUGAGUGCAGCUACUCCAGUUACCUCUGCCAGUACCGCUGUGUCAACGAACCCGGCCGCUUCUCCUGUCAUUGCCCACAGGGCUACCAGCUUCUGGCCACGCGUCUCUGCCAAGACAUUGAUGAGUGCGAGUCGGGCACACACCAGUGCUCUGAGGCCCAAACCUGUGUCAACUUCCAUGGGGGCUACCGCUGCGUGGACACCAACCGCUGCGUGGAGCCCUACGUCCAGGUGUCGGACAAUCGCUGCCUCUGUCCGGCCUCCAACCCCCUGUGCCGGGAGCAGCCCUCGUCCAUCGUACACCGCUACAUGAGCAUCACCUCGGAGCGGAGUGUGCCCGCCGAUGUGUUCCAGAUCCAAGCGACCUCUGUCUACCCUGGCGCCUACAAUGCCUUUCAGAUCCGUGCGGGAAACUCGCAGGGGGACUUCUACAUUAGGCAAAUCAACAAUGUCAGCGCCAUGCUGGUCCUCGCCCGGCCUGUGACAGGCCCCCGGGAGUACGUGCUGGACCUCGAGAUGGUCACCAUGAACUCCCUCAUGAGCUACCGGGCCAGCUCUGUACUGAGACUCACCGUCUUCGUGGGGGCCUACACUUUCUGA